UCCGUUUCCCUCGUUUUUUGGGCAUCGAUUUCCCUCGGUUUAGGAAGAGUCUCAGCUAUACAGAAUUCGUGGAUUCAAAUUGCACCGAGGCAAAAUGCAAUCCAUCUAACAAAUGGCAUCAAACAGAAGAGAGUGGAAAUGAACGUGCAUUUGUGAUUUUGAUGGUUCCAAAGUAAAUUUCGUAGUGAACAAGAUAAGAUGUUCGACUAUUUCCGUUCGCAACAAGAGCGUCGAAUUAAUCGCUAAGCGGAACCAUUUAGGGAGACCAAUGAUGAUGGUGGAAUCUGCAAUUCAACAACGCACAGAACUCUCCAGCCAAACCGGCCAUAUUUUGUGGCUUGCAUGUCCCCCAAGCAAAGCAUAUAAUCGCUAAACCAAACCCGCUCCUUCCUCCGCUCAAUCCUAAUCGCCCCGUUGUACUGCUUAAUCGCAGUGACAAUGUGGGUCUCGGGGCUGACGAAAUUUAGACGCACCGCCAUUUUCACGGGUGUUUCCAACUUGUUGGUCAUUAUUCUCGGCGGGCUUCUCGUUAUUGAGGCUUACCCGCUCUGCGACCGCCAAUAUGUGGUCCCAUUCGUCCUUGUAUCUGUUGCCGCGGUUGUGAGAAUUGGGGUCAUGAUCCAAACUGGAAUUGCUCAAGAAACUACUGCCAAGUGCAUCCUUCAGUGUCCAUCCGACGGCACCGUUGUUGCUGAUCCAGUAAUUCGCCUGGAGAGACGGAUAAGGUAUAAGAAAUGGCUAUGGUGGAGUCGAUUAUCGAUGGUUGUUUUAGUGCUGCAAGUUGUGUGUGCAACAUACCUUAUAUUAAAGACAACUGAGUAUUUCUCAAAAGAUAGGACAUCAAGUGGUUGUGUUUUAGAAUUGGACUCAAAAUCAAGCUGGUGGAAGCAGAAGUUACUGGCUUUAUUCAUGGUUAUGAUAUGUUUUGUUGCCCUAGUGCAGUGCUUUAUUGGGUCUGAUGUUCUUAAAUGGAGAUCUUUUUAUGAAACCCAUGAUAAGGCUUGGAAGCACCACUAUAGGGAGGUGUUUGAUCAUGGCCUACGGGAGACUUUGUGCUGUCUAGGCCGGUUCAGAUACAUGAGUACGAUGGAAGAAGAUGAAGUCUAUUCAGUUGCUCAGUUACUGGGUGAUCUUGUUGCAUAUCGUGCAUCUGGCACGGGGCAUUUGGAACUCCUGGCAGGUUUGGUUUUACUUCAAAGGGGUAGAAAAUCUUCAGAAUCCUUUGAUGAAUGCAUAGAAGCACCAGAAAUGCAUAUCUGGGAGGCUGCGGCUCUCCAUAAAUUCGCUGAAGCUGCCUACACGGGUCCAUUACUUGAUGUUGGGCGAAAUCCUUUCAUAUUUCCUUGUGUAUGGCUCCACAGACAAGGAGUUUUGUGCCCGUGGAGACGCAGCAGACGACCUGUAUUAGCUGGUGAUAACUGGUGGCGAGGUCAUGCAGCAGCCUUUCUGAAGUAUGUCAAUUUACCCCCUGAAGUGCUCAGACAUGGACGUAUCAACCAGGUCAAGUGUGAAGCUGCAUACUUCGUUGUGGUUCUGCAUAGUCUAAGAUGUGUGGUGAUCACUAUUCGUGGAACUGAGACCCCUGAGGACCUAAUAACUGAUGGGUUAUGCAAGGAAUGCACCCUCUCUGCAGAGGAUUUGGCUGGUCUAAUAAACUGCCACCACAGUCAUUCUGAUGUAAGGAAAAGUGUGACCUCCUCAUUCCCCCAUUAUGGGCACUCAGGUAUCGUUGAGGCUGCCCGGGAGAUUUUUAUGCAGAUUGAAGGAAAUCCUGGGGAACAUGAAUCCAGUGGUCUUCUUUCUACCUUAUUGGGAGUUGGCUGUGAAUGCUUUGGGUAUGAGGUUCGGGUAGUUGGGCAUUCUCUUGGAGGUGCUAUUGCUGCAUUGCUUGGAAUACGACUAUAUCACCUCUAUCCUAAUCUGCGUGUCUAUGCAUAUGGGCCACUCCCAUGUGUGGAUUUGGCUGUGGCAAAUGCAUGUUCGGGAUUUGUGACAAGUAUUAUAUUUGGCAAUGAAUUUUCAUCAUGCCUUUCAAUUGGAUCGGUUCUGCGGUUAAGGGCAGCUGCAAUCACUUCUCUGUCAGAAUAUCCUAGAGCUGAUGCUGACACGAUUUUCCAACUUGCCCGUCAGUUUCUAUACAAGAGCAAAUGUGAAAGUAGUGAGAUUACUUCAGCUCAGGAUCAAUCUGAUUAUUAUUCGGGGGCCAUCCCUAUCGAAGAUUUAAACCAUCGACUAUGCAGAAGCCAGACUGAGAUUAGUACUAUAGGUAACACGGAAGAAGACAUUCAAGAAUUUCCGCUCUGGUCUGAAGCUACCAGAUGCGGUCGUGUAAGAAGUGACAACAGUGAAUUCACAAAUUAUUUUGCCAGUGAAGGCAACAGUGAGCAUGAAGAGCAUUCUCUCUGGGUUGGCGAUAGAACAAAAGACCAAGGUGAUGAAAUUCAUGAUGGCGAAUUCACGAAUCCUUUUGCUGCAGAUGUGAAUUCAAACAGUGAUCUUGUGUCUCAUUUGAUAGAUGUGGUCCAAACUACAGAAAAUGAGGCAGCCAGCAACCACCCCGACAUUUAUCUUCCAGGACUUGUAAUUCAUAUCGUGCCAGAACCUAAAAACUCCCAUAAUGCACUUUGGACACCUUUUAGACUGCGGGGGAAGGAAAAUCAUUACAAAGCUUAUAUAGCAGAUAGAGAAAAAUUCAAAGAUAUUGUUGUUUCACCAUCCAUGUUCCUUGACCAUCUCCCUUGGAGAUGUCAUAUGGCCUUGCAAAAACUACUGGAGGCUCGAAAUGCCCAGUCAAGCGAUGGAACCUCUUUGCGUGAGUAAAUAAUGAGAGCAUAUGUAGUUGUCACUCUUAAGAAUAUAUUACCUGCUAUGAAAGGUAGGCCUAAUUUUUUCAUGAUAUAUUGUACUAUAUCCUUGUAAUUUAAAUUCACAGGUCCUAAAUGGUCCGAUUCAAUAUAACAAGGUUCUUUGUAUGACCCGUUUAUGUACAAUCACUAUCCUUAAGGAAAUAAAAAUUUAAAAGAUUUUUAUUAUUUAUAA
Messenger RNA from Neltuma alba, 3039 nucleotides. RefSeq lists its product as uncharacterized. The transcript is spliced from 16 exons. Gene Ontology annotation, biological process: lipid metabolic process. NCBI's taxonomy places the organism in Eukaryota, Viridiplantae, Streptophyta, Magnoliopsida, Fabales, Fabaceae. The coding region runs from base 439 to 2820 and encodes 793 amino acids. The record is from RefSeq and is a predicted model, not a curated record.